UCUGUAUAUGCAGCGCUAGCACGUACAAUGACACGGAGUGCAGCGUUAUAUUUUUCUCGACCAGUGCGGCUGUUCAGACCCUCUAAAAUGAGCGGAUGGCAUUCCUUGCGAGGGUUGGCUGCGAAGGAGGGCGCUGUCUUGUCACCUAAGUUUAUUUCGGAACUUGUACGGGCGCAAGGACUCAUAGUGAUCCCCAAACAUUUCAUUCCCCCCCUCGUCGUCAAUGCCUUUCUUGGCACUGUGCUGUGGACGACAUAUGCGGAAGCUUCGAAGGUGCUUGAGCCCCAUAUGAGUACAUAUCCUAUUGCCAUGGCAGCUCUUUCGGGCGCUGCUGCCGGUGGUAUGCAAGCGGUUCUAGCGGCUCCUGCCGAGAACGUCCGCCUCGCGAUUGAAGGUGGAUCAAUCUCGGGUGGAGGAUGGUCUCACGCAUGGAAAGAAGUUUUCCGUGGAACAGGGACUGUUCAUCAUGAUAACAAGCGGCGAAAUAUGGAAGAGAUUCGGCAGGUACGGGAUUGGAUGAAGGAAGUGCGAGACAUGGCCGGCCGUGGAUGGGAUGGGUGGGGUUGGGGUCUAGCAAAAGAUGUGUGUGGCUUUGCUGUCUUUUUCUCUGUCUUUGAAGGUACCCGCCGAUUGGCUUCAAGUCUUAAGACUGUCUCACAGGAUCUUGUGCAAUUUUAUCAGCUCGGAGAUGACGGAGGUCGCACAGUACGACUGCACGCGCCUCGGGUGAUCAACGGACUAGUGCUGGUGUCUGGUGGGGUUGUCGCAGGAUUGACAUACGAAGUCCUUUGUCGUCCUUGGGAUGUUGCUAGAAGGACUGUCUACCUCGAGAAAGUCCACUCCUCUGUGGCCCAUACACCACGGCAUUUUGCCAUCACCGUGCUUGCACAGAAGCUUCGUGACGAUGGGAUCCUAUCUUUCUUCCGAGUCGUCGCGCCUUCCCAUCACCAUCAUAACGCCAACGAAGCUAAGGUUCGCAGACGGAGGACACAUGCUGCAUUGCGGACUGUUGCUCGUGUGGGUCCCUGGGGAGCUGGAUUUUUAGUGUGGGAAGCUUUCGGUCCUGGUAUU
Molecule: messenger RNA, 1071 nt
Organism: Heterobasidion irregulare TC 32-1
Lineage: Eukaryota; Fungi; Basidiomycota; Agaricomycetes; Russulales; Bondarzewiaceae
Exons: 4
Biological process (GO): mitochondrial L-ornithine transmembrane transport
Molecular function (GO): L-ornithine transmembrane transporter activity
Source: RefSeq, a predicted model, not a curated record